AUGGCAGUGGCCCGCAUCAACCGCGAGCUCGCUGCGGUCGACUUGACCUGUGAGCGAGAGUCGCGUAUCAUAGCUGUCUGUGCGGCGUCAAAGGAUGAGUGGCUGGCAUAUCUGGAAAGCGUCGACUUCACGCGCUGUGAAUGGAUUAACGGCACGGUGUACUACGCGAGGCCACCAAGGAAAGAAGACGAGCGCCUCGCCCAUGAGUUUAUGUAUUUUUUGUGGAGCCAACCCGGAUUUCGGGCGUAUAUGAAGAGCUUCACUUUCGAGACCACCACAAACCUGCCUGAGCUACCAGACUACGAACCCGACGGUCACUUUGGUCCUCGGGUGGCUACAGGAGCGAUCUGCCCACUUGGAAUUAAGUCCUAUGCGUCGUGGUUCACGCUUAUAGUGGAAGUCGGGAAAUCUCGAGGGUGGGGAGACGAGAAAGGAUUGCUCGACUGGAAGGCUCGGCAGUGGGCCACGAUCCCCGGAGUGCGCUUCGUUCUGUGUAUAGCGGUCACAGAGAGCUUGACGGUCGUGGAGUACAAGUUGCACAGGGUGGAGAGAGUCCCUACGACAAACCGAGCGCGCUCAUUGCCCAAUCUUGACCCCGUGCCUGUGGUUGGGCCUCACACAAUGGUGUCGUUUGACUCGCGCGAGCUGCUGCUGGGGCAAGAAUACCUCCAAUCGAAGGUGAGCAGUUCCCGGAUCGGACCAUUGACAUUGACCUUUAUGAGGUUGUUGAAAGCGUGCGUAGGUAAACUUUACGUGAGACUGCAGCUAAGUACUGCAUGGAACACGGAUAAAUGUUUACAGGAACGUAACAGCAUGAUACAAAAAAUGAAAGCAAACCACACGUACUGCAAUUCUCAUUAA
Messenger RNA from Phytophthora sojae, 861 nucleotides. RefSeq lists its product as hypothetical. The transcript has a single exon. NCBI's taxonomy places the organism in Eukaryota, Oomycota, Peronosporomycetes, Peronosporales, Peronosporaceae. The record is from RefSeq and is a predicted model, not a curated record. The coding region runs from base 1 to 861 and encodes 286 amino acids.